This is a messenger RNA of Pieris macdunnoughi, 6261 nucleotides long. Lineage: Eukaryota; Metazoa; Arthropoda; Insecta; Lepidoptera; Pieridae. The record is from the annotation of a GenBank genome assembly.
AUGGAGCCUGAAACUAACAAAGGUAAAGCUCUUUCCAAAGAUGAGACGAAGGGCCUUCUCUCAUUAAUUGAGGGAAGUAAAAUUAUAAAUAAUAAGAAGAUGAACGCCGCCAGCAACAGAUUAAAGCUUCAAGAAUGGGAACGAAUCGCCAUCGCCUUUAAUGCCUCGAUGGGAACCUGUCCCCGUACGCCUCAACAAUUGCGUUUAAAAUGGGAAAAUUUAAAGAAGAACUCACGAAAGCGUACUACUCAAUUACGAAUGGAACGGAUCAAGACGGGUGGCGGACCUCCAGAAUACUUUGCAUCCGAUGAAAUCCUGGAUCGAGUAGCUAGGUUGCUUGGUUGCACUGGAGAGGGACUGAAAGCAAUCUCUGGUGGUGAUGUAACCCAUGAAAAUAUUGGUGAUGAGGUUGCUGUUGGUGAUGGGGUUGCUGUUGGUGAUGGGGUUGAUGUUGGUGAUGGGGUCGCUGUUGGUGAUGGGGUUGCUGUUGGUGAUGGGGUUGCUGUUGGUGGUGAAGUCAGUGUUGGUGAGGGGGUUGGUGUGAAUGGAAGUGUUAGUGGAAGAUUAACAAAAUAUGCUGACAAUGGGGCACGGAUGGAGCAACCAGCACUGGGAUCUACAGUAUCGGUCGUCUCAUCAACACCUUUUCCCGCAUCUACGGCUGCCAUGGAAGACCCAAGGAUGAACAAAUCAAGGGUUGAAAAACUGAAGCGACGUAUUAUUCGGGCGGUUGCGGGUAAACUUAGCCAAAACCCGGAUGAACAAGAAAUUAAUAAUAUGUGGGAGGCGAUGAAAACGGCUUGCAAGUGUGAUUGUAAAUUGCUGUGGAAACAUAUGCGAGCGGUUACAGUGAAAAAGCUGAAACGUCUGAUCUCAGCUGACGACAGAGUUGUAGAAAUAACGGACAUAGCAAGGCUUACAAUAACUGAUUGGUUGUUGUAUGACCUCGUACUGGCACACGAGAACAUUGAUGUUAUUGGACAGGAUAUAUGGGAGAAAACUGGCGAAGAGCCGGAGCCACUGAUAGAAUUAUUCUUCCUCGUCGAUGAAUAUCACAUUGAGGAACUCGAAGGGACCGAAUUGAUUGAAGCUUGGCUUAAUCUGACUCGAGAAUAUAAUGGAAGUGGCCGCAAAUGUUCGCCAAUGUUGCUCCAACGCCGCUGGUAUCAAUUGAAACAAGCAACGAGGAAAGCCUUUUACCUAUUCUGGGGUAAUUUUCGUGGAAGUGCAGUCCAUUUUCAGAGAGCUGUCAAAUACAAACCGACUGCCCUUCAAGUGGAUAUUGCGAGAAAGUAUAGAAGCCUUAUACUGACGAGUUUUCCAGAUUGGAACGAAUUGAUAAAUAAGAAAAAGGUCAUAUUGGCACACGAGUUUGAUAAUUACAUCACUUUGUUGAGGCAGAAUAAAAAUAAAGAUGAAGGACCAGAUCUAGAACUUAUAGAGCAAAAAAUUGAUACCAUCGACCUGGAAGAUGACUCCGAUACUGAGAAAUCCAAUGACGUCGCUACUCCAACACAAGUGUCUGCUAACAGAACGAUAAAAUGUGAUACUGGAAAUAUUUAUUUAACCGAUGUGGAUGAUAAGGAUAUACAUUUUCUUAAAGAAAUGAAUAUUCCAUGUGAAACACCGUUUGCUAACUACGAUGACGCUAAUUUAGUUAUAGAUUGUGGGGAAGUAUUUUCAAAUACAGAAUCCCGGGAUGCUAACGAUAGCUGCCAAGAUCAAGCCAUGGAAGUGGGAUCUGAUUCACAUCAUUCUUUAGAUGAUAAUGAUAUUAACCUUAAAAUGUCGGCAAUGGUGGAGAGCAAUAAAGAGAACGAUAACAAUGAGCUUGAUGCUCUCCAUAGGGAUGAUAGUAAUUUUCAUGUAAACGUUGGCAGCGAAGAUUCUAAUGCUGUCUACGGAGAGUCUACUAUUACCUGUGAUGAUUCUUCCGAUGGCGAUAUAGCUGAAAUUACGGAUAUAUUCAAUCCCUCUCAAAUAAAGAUAGAAACUCCGUUCUUUUCUGACACUGAUGUUGCUCAGACUAGAAGCGUAAAAAAUGUAAUAGAAAGAAGUGUAGGAAACGACAAAUUUGAAGAAGACCAAGAAAAUGUUGAGACCGCCUGCGAAGAGAGUAUUUUACAAUUGAAUGAUAUAAAUGAAAGGAAGGAAACAUUUCAUAUUCUUCCCAAGAUUCAAAGUGUUACAAGCAUCAACAGUGAUUUUUCUUCAACUAAAGACACAUACAAAAAUAUUUUGGCACAAAAAGCUACAGAAUUAGAUCUAAGCCGUUCUGAAUCAUCUAAUAAACAUUUCUCAAAUGAUUUAGUUAUUAAAGAAUUAACCAAAAGCAUUGAAGAAAGCACAGUGAAAGACAUAGAACUUUUGGGAAAUUUUGACGAGAUUCCUAAGGAUCUGCUAUUUGUAGACGAUGGUAUCGCUUUAGACGACGAAAACGAGGUUGCAGUUAAUGUUGAAGAAAAAUCCGCUAGUGAAAAACUCUCCAGUGAAGAUAAAAUGCCUAAAAUUGACAUAAAACUACUUUUGUUUUCUACGGUUUAUACGAAAAAGUUAGAUCAUAUGGAUGUUUUUAGAUUUAUAGAGUUUGAUAAUAUACGAGAUAAACGAAUAAUUAAAUGUGCUGAGAUUGAAAGCAAACCUAAAGAUUGGCUUGCUUACAAUUUAGAAGAUAUUUCAAAGAAUGAAGAACAAACUGUUAAAAUAGACAUCGAUUCUAGUGAUUUAGAAGAUAAUCUUUUAAGCGUAGUUCCUAACUCUAACGCUAAGGAAGUAAAUAUUAUGAAAACAGAAUAUCCUUUAAACGAAGAUACAAACAAUGAUGAAGAUACAAGUCCAAUAAAUUAUUCAGAACAUAAUUCCAACCAGAAUGAAAUAUCUAGCGAUGAAGAUGACGAGCCUUUACUUUUAAUUAAAAACCGAGUCGAUAUUCAGAAUAAUAUCUUUAAAAAACCGCAUGUACAAAACUAUAAUCCAAUACAACUGUGCAAAAACCCAGAUUUUAAUACACGAUUGAAGCGAUUGACAGCAGGUUUUCUCAGUUACGAGAAAAAUCGUGAAUACUUGAAAAGGUGCCACCCUGUUACAAUUGACCUACAUAAGACAUUUGAAUUAAACAUCAUUGAUAACAUUAUGUAUUUAGACGAAAGCACGGUAAAUACCAAUAAACCGUCAAUCGAGACUCAAGGAAGUGACCUUAAAGAAGGCCAGCAUAAUACCAAUAACACUCGGGCGUCUAUCGAGGUCGAAGAUAGUAAAUCUUUUGAUGAAAAUAUAAGUCUCGAUACUAAAAAUCACAAUGCUGACAAGUCUUCGAGUGUUAUUACGUCCACUUCCACGCCUUGCGAAAGAAAUAAAGUUAUAAAUUUACCUGAUAUCAGUGAAAUUCGUCGUGUAAAUAAAAAUUUAGUCACGGCAGAAGUAGCACCUCUGCAAAUCGUAAUAAAUACACCAAGUGAAGGAAAAACUAUAAAUGAAAGUUCUUCUAAUCUUAAAAACGAAGAUAUCUGUACUGCAACAAGUACUGUGACUGUGACUGGUUCAAAUAUAGACAAACAGAUAUGUGAUAAUGUUAAUCCAAUUAUAGUAAAAGAAACUAAUGCAACCAACAAAGUUGCUUGUGUACGCGAUGAAGUUUAUAAAACUAAUGUAGAUAACAAAAAUGACAAAAAUGCUAAUAAACGAAAAAUUCAACAAAAAAAGCCUUACAAUUAUGCAAGAUACUAUUUACCUUGGAAUCGCCCUGCAAAUUUUGCAAAGGAAGAAGAAUGUCUUUUAGCUUCAGACACUGUAGACAAAAUGUUAGCACUAUUUAGUGGACAAGAAAUAAAAUCGCAUAGUAAAAAUAAAAAUACACAGGGGCUUAAAAGGAAACCUAGAUUAGAAGCGGUAAAAAAAAGUGAUGAAAAAUGUAAAAAAGAUCGGAAAGUACUUGAACGCACAAAAAUAAAUAAUACAGAUGAUAAUAGUAAUAACGACAAUAAUCUUCAAACAGGUUUAACCGAAGAUGGAUUAGCAGUACUUUCUAUCUCCCAGAAGAGAAAAAAGAAAGAGUUUUGUUGUUGGGCUCAGAAAAAAAUAAUGUACCCGAAUCUCAAACGAAAGCAUUCUUGUAAAAGACCUUUAUGUACAUGUUGUUGUAGAGACAAACUUUUGGAAAAAUAUAAAAAAGUGCUUGCGCAAUCAAAACCAAACAACCAACCAAACCAAACGGCGGCUUUGACGUUAUCUGAUGAAGAAGUACCAAACCAAACAGCGGCCAUCACAUUAUCUGAUGAAGAAGUACCAAACCAAACGGCGAAUUUUACAUUAUCUGAUGAAGAAGUACCCUACCAACCGAACCAGAAAAGAAAAUUUGUUGUUAAUGUACCAACAGCAGCUAAAAGUCCGCCAAAGCAAACAAUAAAUUCAGUUCCUUCAAUCGUUAUCGAUGGUAAUACAAAUAAAAUAAACGUACCCAAAUUUAUAGUGAGACAUCAAACACCAAAAGUAAUAGAAAAGGUUGCAAAACUAUCAAAUAUAUCUAAGAUACCCACCAGUACACCAAAUACUAAUAUACAUUCUGUUGAAAGUAAUGACACAAAUACUCCAAUCCAUAAAAAUAGGCUAACGAUAAAAAGAAAUUUAACCAACACUGAAAACAUCCACACAUUAAGAAAGUCGAACAUAAAUGUACAACAAGGAUGUCAGGAUGUCUUGAAACCCAGAUCUAGAAUAAAAUUCUGUAAAGCAAUUUCACAGAAGAUGCAAACCGUAAGUGCACGGUUAAAUAAUGCACCAACGAAUACUGUAACAUUAAAUGUAAAGAAGGGAGCCCAAUCUUCAGCAUCGCCUAUAUUCUUAGGGCAAAAUAAAAUUUUACUGAGUACUGUUAGAGGCCCGAUGGCAAAGCCAAUUCCAAUAGACACUCCUAAAAUAAUAUUACCUCAAGGUGUUUGUUUUGUUUUGUUACCUAAUAAUGAAUUAGUGUUAUCAAUUGCAUCUGGUGUUGACCUAGCAACCGAAGAAUUACGACAUCUCGAAUUUGUGAUACAAGCAUUGCAAAGGGUUUUAGGAAAACCUAAAACUCGUGAAAAUCCUGUAAGUGAUUGUGCAAAAGAGGACAUGGACAAUAAAGAAGCUACUGAUAAGAAUAACCAUAAUAUUUUUUCAAAAAAUGAAGAAGACACUGGAAUCAAUUUAUCUGUAAACGAGGACUCUAAAAAAACGUUGACUGCUAAUGAAAAAGUUCAAAAUAUCGAUUCGGCAGUAAGUAAUAUUGACUUAGAAUUAAGUAAAGAGAGCGUUGAUACCGAAAACCCAAGCAUAGAUACAAACCGUAAAACAAUUUUAUCUGAUUUAAUGGAAAUGUCUGGCAUAUCACCAGAAGACGCUAAAUUACCCGAACCUUCCAUUCUACCUGUAGAACCAAACAUUCCUUGUGAUAAUGAAAUGGGUACUUCCGAAAUGCAUCCUGAUCUACUCCACUUAUUUAACAACCCUAUUGCUGUUGCAGCUUUAGCCAGACGACCAGAUCUAAGUAUAUUAACAACAUAUAGUGAUUUACGAUACGCUUCUGAUAAUAAUGGAAAAUUUUUCAAAAUGGAUGUUUGUACAGGUGAGAUUGUUCCAAUAAAUGUGUUUAUCAAAAAAAAGGAUCAACUUAUUAAUAAAAGGAAGGCAAAUCCUGUAGAAAACCAAGAACCAAUUGAUUUAACAUCUGAUAAAGAUAGUUGCAAUGAAUCUGAUGAUGAUACUUUAGUUACAAGCAUUAUGAUUCCUGCUGCAAAAAAUAACAAAGGUGUAGAUGGCAUAAAACCUUUAAAAUUAUUCAGAGCUAUGAAUUCAUCUCUUCUAAAACAGAAUGACACAGUGCUGGACACGAAUAUGAAGGUUUACUCUGGCCCUAUGAUGAUAGGAAAUAGUGUAUUAAAGGUCGUCAAUUUGGGCAGACGAAAGCAAAACCUAAAUCGGGGUAUAAAAGUAGACAUGAACAAUGUACCAGGUGAUCCAAAGGACAGUAACCAAGGUGUAGCUGCAACUAUAAACUUGGAUGAAUCCGGUUCUGAUUCUGAUGAUGAACCUCUAGCUAAAAAAGCAAAUCGUAAUCGUGAGGAAGAUCUAAAUUACGCUAUUAACAGUGAAGCAACAAACAAUGAUGUUAAAGGUUGUGAAAUGCCCAUGGGUGCAGAUUUAGAUUACGCUUCAGUGGUGUAUGAAGAAAUUGAAAAUGAAUUUGAAUCUAUUGAAGAGGCUGGAGAAGAUUGUAUUUUAGGAGUAUGA